Menidia menidia (Atlantic silverside) is the source of this 324-nucleotide messenger RNA. The record is from the annotation of a GenBank genome assembly. NCBI's taxonomy places the organism in Eukaryota, Metazoa, Chordata, Actinopteri, Atheriniformes, Atherinopsidae.
AUGGAGGAGCAGUCGAGGUUGAUGCACUCUCACACGGGUGUGAGCAUGGCAGGGCACCCCGGCUUGCCGCAGCUAAUGCAGGAAGGCACCGGUGGAACGGACCUUGAUGGAAGGAAGCAGGACAUUGGAGACAUUUUACAGCAAAUAAUGACCAUCACGGAUCAGAGUCUGGACGAAGCCCAAGCCAGGAAACAUGCUCUGAACUGUCACAGAAUGAAGCCAGCUCUUUUCAAUGUCUUGUGUGAAAUCAAAGAAAAAACAGAGGCUCAGUAUCUGCUCUCCAAGAGUGUUAUUGUGAUAUCAUAUUUUCAGUUUAUUUCCCAA